Aspergillus thermomutatus is the source of this 2373-nucleotide messenger RNA. RefSeq names its product ribosome biogenesis protein ERB1 (gene erb1). The record is from RefSeq and is a predicted model, not a curated record. Gene Ontology annotation, biological process: maturation of LSU-rRNA from tricistronic rRNA transcript (SSU-rRNA, 5.8S rRNA, LSU-rRNA); ribosome biogenesis. The transcript has a single exon. NCBI's taxonomy places the organism in Eukaryota, Fungi, Ascomycota, Eurotiomycetes, Eurotiales, Aspergillaceae. Gene Ontology annotation, molecular function: protein binding; ribonucleoprotein complex binding. The coding region runs from base 1 to 2373 and encodes 790 amino acids. Gene Ontology annotation, cellular component: preribosome, large subunit precursor; PeBoW complex.
AUGGAUGGUUCCAAAGCUUCCAAGAAGCGCAAGGCAGUUACCCGUGAUGUGGAGGAGGAGGCAGGCGUGUUUUCUGGAGAUGAAUUGAACACAGACAACCUUGACGGAGCGCUUUCGGAUAACGCCAACGACCUGUCCAGUGACGAGGAUGAGAGCGAUUCGGAGGUGGAGUUGAUCGAUGACUUCAGUGAUGAAGAAGACGAGGAAGAGGAAGACGAACUUGACAGUGACGAGAUUCCCUCGGAUGGAGAGGAUUUAGCCAAGAAAAAGUCAAACACCACGCCUGGUGAACUUGGCACAACGGUGGAUGAUGGUGAGAGCUCGAGCGAGGGAGAACCGUUGAAUUAUCGAAUUGAAAAGGAUGCCAAUGGGAAUGACCGCUUCAUCUACGACGAGAUCAAUCCGGACGAUAAUUCUGAAUAUUCUGAUGUCGACGAAAAUUCAAACACCAUCGGCAACAUUCCUCUUUCAUUCUACGAUCAGUAUCCUCAUAUCGGUUACGACAUCAACGGGAAGAAGAUUCUGCGGCCCGCGAAAGGCGAAGCUUUAGAUGCGCUCCUUGAUAGCAUUGAGAUACCUAAGGGUUGGACAGGGCUUACUGAUCCUUCCACUGGCAAGCCUCUGGAGCUGAGCCAGGAUGAGCUGGAGCUGCUGCGCAAAGUGCAAAUGAACGAAAUUCCCGAAGAUGGUUACAACCCAUACGAACCCACAGUUGAAUGGUUUACCAGUCAGCAGGAAAUCAUGCCAUUGAGUGCUGCGCCGGAACCCAAACGGCGGUUUGUGCCCUCGAAACACGAAGCUAAGCGGGUUAUGAAGAUUGUGAAGGCAAUCAGAGAAGGCCGGAUUCUCCCGUUCAAGCCCCCCACGGAAGGGGAUCAGGAGGAUGACACUGUCAUCAAGUAUGAUCUGUGGGCCGAUGAAGCGGAGCGACCGGAUCAUCCUAUGCAUAUCCCUGCGCCUAAACUUCCGCCUCCAGGCUAUGAGGAAAGUUACCAUCCGCCUCCAGAGUAUCUGCCUGAUAAGAAGGAACGAAAGGCUUGGGAGGAAGCUGACCCUGAAGACCGAGACCAGGAGUUUCUCCCUAACGAUUUCGGUUCUUUGCGCAGAGUUCCUGGCUAUGAAAACUUUGUCAAGGAGAAGUUCGAGCGGUGCCUGGAUCUUUACCUGGCCCCUAGAGUUCGUAGGAGCAAGUUGAACAUCGACCCUGAAAGCCUUUUGCCCAAGCUUCCGAGCCCCGAAGAGUUGAAACCGUUCCCCACUGCUUGUGCUACCGUGUUCAGAGGGCAUAAGGGUCGUGUGCGUACGCUGGCUGUUGAUCCUUCCGGCCUGUGGCUUGCUACUGGUGGCGAUGACGGAACUGUUCGUGUUUGGGAACUUCUUACGGGCCGUCAAUUGUGGAAUGUGAAAUUGAGCGAGGAAGACCCCGUUAAUGUGGUUCGUUGGAGACCGGGCAAGGAUGCUCUUAUCCUCGCUGCGGCGGCUGGCGACGACAUUUUCCUUGCUGUUCCUCCAAUUGUCGACCCAGAAAUUGAAAAGGCUAGCAUGGACAUUCUGGAUGCGGGCUGGGGUUAUGCUGCAUCUGUCCCUCCUCCCACUGGUGCGGAAGCAAACAAGAAGAACAACCCUCCCAAGUGGAUACGUCCUUCGUCGACCCUUGCUGAUUUGGGAGUCUGCGCUGUCAUCCCUCUUCGCUACGUUGUCAAGUCCAUUUCGUGGCAUCGCCGUGGUGACUACUUUGUCACGGUUUGCCCCGGCUCAUCAACACCAGCUUCCGUGGCCAUUGCCAUCCACACUCUGUCCAAGCAUCUGACUCAGUACCCCUUCCGCCGGCGUAUCAAGGGCGGUGGUCCUCCUCAGGCUGCUCACUUCCACCCCUCGAAACCGAUCCUCUUUGUCGCAAACCAGCGAAGCAUUCGCGCAUACGACCUUUCACGUCAACUUCUCGUCAAGAUUCUACAACCUGGUGCCCGCUGGAUUUCUUCCUUCGACAUCCACCCGACUUCUUCCACCGCUUCCGGUGGAGACAAUCUUAUUGUCGGUUCAUAUGAUCGCCGUCUCCUUUGGCAUGAUCUUGAACUGUCCCAGCGUCCUUACAAGACGCUGCGCUACCACCGCAAGGCCAUCCGUGCCGUCAAGUUCCACCCAGGUGGCCGCUACCCCCUGUUUGCAGAUGCCAGUGACGACGGUUCGCUCCAAAUUUUCCACGGUAGUGUUACAGGAGAUAUGCUCAGCAAUGCCACCAUUGUACCGCUCAAGGUUCUCAAGGGACACAAAAUCACUGGCGAGCUCGGUGUGUUGGACAUCGACUGGCAUCCCAGAGAACCAUGGUGUGUCAGUGCAGGCGCGGAUGGAACUUGCCGCCUGUGGAUGUAA